UAUGAUUGGAUCUUGUAUGAAAACUAUAGAAAUCAAAACAACAGUGGAUGGUUCCUGGGACAUUGCUGGCUGAAUGUGGACUACACCAUAACGGAAACCUCAAGAUUUUCAAAGUUUCUUCCUGAAACAGAAACCAGAAACUAGAAACCUUUUGAUUGGUUAAGAGGAGCUGUCACCAUGACGACUAGCUGACUAUAGGAUUUUAAGCUGAAACAUGCCAGCAGUAGUAAUGGAUCUUCUUCAUCGUGUGAAGAGAGGGGUUGAGGUUGUUGCCACGACAGCAGGUUCUGUUGCUAAGGAGGCAGUGCAGGAUGCAGUUGCCAAUGGAGGGGCCUCACCAGGGCCCACAACUGUAGCCCCAGAUGGGGGGUCGGGAACCACUGCAGCUCCAAAGGGAAUCAAUAAACUCAAAAACUUGGUAGCAGAAGAACUAAACAAAUUGGGUCUUCCAAUGUGGGCGCUAAUUGCCAUAGGAGUGGCUUGUCUCCUGGUUUUGUUGUGUUGUUGUUAUUGUAUAUGUAAAAGAUGUAUUUGUAAAAAACGCAAAAGUAAGGAUGGAAAGAAAGGGCUGAAGGCUAGCUUAAAGCCGGGACUAGAAUUUGCCUUGAAGAAGGAAAACAUUCAGCCAGAUCUAGAGGAACUUGAGGUCAAUAUGGAACAUGAUGACGACAAUGAGAGUACAAAAUCUGAGGUCAAACUCGGGAAACUCCAGUUCCAGUUAGACUACGACUUCACAAAGAAUGAGUUGACAGUGGGGGUGAUACAAGCUGCCGAUUUGCCAGGAAUGGACAUGUCAGGAACCUCGGACCCCUAUGUCAAAGUUUACCUCCUACCUGACAAAAAGAAGAAAUUUGAAACUAAAGUUCACCGCAAAACUCUCAACCCAGUUUUUAAUGAAACAUUUACAUUUAAGAAUGUCCCAUAUGCAGAAAUAGGAGGGAAGACACUAGUAUUUGCAAUCUACGACUUUGACAGAUUUUCCAAACAUGAUCAGAUUGGACAGGUGAAAAUCCCACUAAACACUGUAGACCUUUGUCAGGUGAUUGAGGAGUGGCGGGACUUAAUCAGCCCAGACAAUGAUGCUGAAAAGGAGAACAAACUUGGGGAUAUUUGUUUCUCCUUGCGGUAUGUUCCUACAGCGGGGAAACUAACAGUCGUCAUACUGGAAGCCAAAAAUCUGAAAAAGAUGGAUGUUGGCGGUCUCUCAGAUCCAUAUGUGAAAAUAGCUCUCUAUCAGGGCAACAAACGCCUGAAGAAAAAGAAAACGACCAUUAAGAAAAAUACCCUGAAUCCUUACUUUAACGAGUCCUUCUCGUUUGAGGUCCCUUUUGAGCAGAUUCAGAAAGUCCAGCUGUAUGUGACUGUCGUGGACUAUGACAGAAUAGGAACCUCUGAACCAAUCGGGCGUGUCGUCCUGGGAUGCAACUCAAGCGGAACAGAGCUUCGCCACUGGAGUGACAUGCUGGCCAACCCACGUCGACCCAUUGCCCAGUGGCAUACCCUACAGGAAGUACCGGAGAAAAGCUAAAAAUAAAAACCUUGAGACACAGCAGUGACACAGUUCUCUGCCCUUGUAACUUACUCUUCAUUGUUAUGGCGCUGUUUAUGAGGUCACAUUUUCUUAAUGUAGCAUAGAUGUUGAAAUAUUUCGAUGAAUUGCCCAUCAUUAGUGAAUUUAAAGUUUUGGAUACAUCUUACGUUGGAAACUGGGAUCCGUUUUGAAAAACAAAGGAAGACAACUCUUCCAAUUUUUCGUGCAAUAUCACCAUAAACUGACCCAUAUUUAUGUGUAUAUCCUGAUAUUUAAUUCAAUUACACAAAGCUCAGUAGAUGGUGAGGUAUUGAGUAAACAUGAGAUACGUGUGAAAUAUAAAAAAAAAUAUUUAUGAAUAAUUAUUAUAAUCCAUUUGUUGUAAAGGUAUAUAGUUUUGAAUUACUGAAGUGCAUGGGAAUCUGUUUUACAUACAAGGCUAUAUGACAAAGAUGUCUUGAAGUUGAUGAAUUAGUAUUUUUUGGGGAGGUACAGGUUACUGGUUUCAGUAGUUUUAUCAUGAGGUUGUUGAACUGUAGAACCGGUUUAUGAAUAUGUUCUGUGAUAGUCAGUAAUUUUUAGCGAUGUGAAUCUUUUUCUCAAAAGUCACUCUGUAAUGUAUUUUCUAGCCAGUUACACCUGGCUGUAUUGAUAUUGAUGUACUGGGUUAUCUUUGAAUUUUAUAGAAAAUCAAAGAUUUUUUUUAAAAUUUGCUGCAUCAUCUCUGUUGCUUAUUUUCUUAAAGUUUAAAAGAGAAAACAGUACUUAAAAACUGAUGUGUCAAAACUUUUAAUUUUUUUCAAACACAAGGUAAGAUUAAUGCUUGAACUUAACGUGAUUGAAAAAUGAUCAGCUAUGAUAGAAUCUCACCUAUAACAUUACAUGGAGAGAUGACCAUUUUCUGUGGACAUUAAAGUAGGAUGAGUUUCUCUGGACAUUGGGAGAUAACUAUAUCUGUGGUCAUUAUUGAAGGACAGCUUUCCUUCUGGAUUAGAGAGAUUACCAUUUCUGUGGACAAUAUAGGGGAAUGGCUAUCUUUGGACAUUGAGAGAUGGCCAUUUCUGCAGUCAUUCUAGGAAAACAUCUUUCUUUGGACAUUAAGAGUUGACCCUGUGUUCUAGAUGUAAAUCAUCCUGUCUCAUUUCUGUACAUACAGACAUUCCUAUCAGUACAUUCCAUCACGUUUACACAAACACGUAUGUUUAAUUCAGGAAAUCCAAUUUUUGUUCAACUUUACAAGAAAUAAUGGCAUUUAUUGUGAAUUUUAGGUUGUUGGAAAGUAUUUAAAAUUUUUGUAUAUUACUUUUAUUAUUUAUAACAUUUUGAAUAACUAUUUAUUAAGAAAUCCUUUACUUUGAAUUCCAGCUAAAUGCCUGCUUUUACGUUUAGAAUCUCUGAAAAAGACAUUGACAUUGAAUACACAUCAAAAAUCAGGGAUUGUUUCCCCUGAACAAGAUUAACACUUAUGUUGUUAUUGUUGAAGUUUGUUUUGUUUAAAUUCUUGUUUAUUGAUCAUAUAGGACUCAACCACAGACCUACUAUGUAAUGCAUGCAAUGCAAUGUAAUAAAUAGUAACCAUAGUCUAUUUUAAUUUGUGAAGAUCAAAGGGCAUGUCCCAAAUUGUCUUUUAAACAGUGGUGUUACUUUAAUGUAGUAAUACUGUAUCUCAAUAGAAAUCCACAUUCAAAUUCAAACUGGUCACGAAUUUGUGUCAAAUUAUUAGACCUUCUGUAGUCAGUGGUUCAAUAAAAUUUGUGUCUGAAAAUUACAA
This is a messenger RNA of Saccostrea echinata, 3302 nucleotides long. Its product is annotated as synaptotagmin-1-like. NCBI's taxonomy places the organism in Eukaryota, Metazoa, Mollusca, Bivalvia, Ostreida, Ostreidae. Gene Ontology annotation, cellular component: axon; dense core granule; synaptic vesicle membrane. Gene Ontology annotation, biological process: regulation of dopamine secretion; calcium ion-regulated exocytosis of neurotransmitter; regulation of calcium ion-dependent exocytosis. The transcript has 11 exons. Gene Ontology annotation, molecular function: phosphatidylserine binding; syntaxin binding; calcium-dependent phospholipid binding. Bases 215 to 1528 code for a protein of 437 amino acids. The record is from RefSeq and is a predicted model, not a curated record.